Paramuricea clavata is the source of this 465-nucleotide messenger RNA. NCBI's taxonomy places the organism in Eukaryota, Metazoa, Cnidaria, Anthozoa, Malacalcyonacea, Plexauridae. The record is from the annotation of a GenBank genome assembly.
AUGAAAUACAUACGACUGAAGAGGGCUUCAAAGCUAUCAACUCCUUUCGAUAUCUCAUUGGAGGCAGUGGAAACUCCACAAAAGUCAUUGCCAAUUGAUCAGGUAAAUUAUUUACGUAUGGUUCGUACAUAUGACCUGAGAACAGGUUCGAACUGGUAGAGCUAUCGAAUACAAAUAAACUUAGUUUAGCUUGUAAACUCUACUACGACAGUUUCUCCGUUCAUUCGGUUUUUCUCUCCAAACACAAACUGACCCUUAGGCCUAAGUUUUUCAAGCACGCACAUCAUGGUCCUUUGGCUUGGGAGAAUUGGGCAACCGUAACCUGUGUAAUCAAAUUUAAAUAAAUCGUUAUCCUCAUUAUCAAAACAGGAGGAACCAGGUUACGAAACUGUCUCGAGAGUUGUUCGAGAAUUUUACGAUGACGUUGUCACCAAUGCAAAUAACUGUAAAGACGAAGGUCAGUAA